Messenger RNA from Sparassis crispa, 861 nucleotides. RefSeq names its product Aldo-keto reductase yakc [NADP(+)]. The record is from RefSeq and is a predicted model, not a curated record. Gene Ontology annotation, cellular component: cytoplasm. NCBI's taxonomy places the organism in Eukaryota, Fungi, Basidiomycota, Agaricomycetes, Polyporales, Sparassidaceae. Bases 1 to 861 code for a protein of 286 amino acids. The transcript is spliced from 7 exons.
AUGUGGGAUACCGCCAAUGUAUACCAGGAUAGCGAAGUGCUCCUUGGAAAAUGGUUCAAACGCACUGGCAAGCGGAAUGAGAUCUUCCUUGCGACCAAAUUCGGGGUUUUCAACUCUGGCGGCAGAACUAUCAACGGUGACCCGGAGUAUGUCCACCAGGCAUUCGAAACAUCGCUGAAGCGGCUUGGUGUUGACAAGGUCGAGCUCUACUAUCUGCAUCGCCCGGACCCAACGGUCCCGAUUGAGCGUACCGUUGGUGCUAUGGCCGAACUCGUGAAAGCUGGCAAAGUGAAGUACCUCGGUCUUUCCGAAUGCUCUGCCGACACGUUGCGGCGUGCACACGCGGUGCACCCGAUCUCCGCACUUCAGGUCGAGUACUCACCGUUCACGCUGGACAUCGAGGACGAGAAGAUCGGCCUGUUAAAGACUGCACGCGAGCUGGGCGUCACCAUCAUCGCGUACUCGCCGCUUGGACGAGGCCUCAUCACGGGCAAAUAUCGGUCGCCCGACGACUUUGACGAGGACGACGCCCGACGCAAAGUCCCGCGGUACUCGAAGGAGAAUUUCCCCAACAUCCUCAAGCUCGCGGACGGCCUCAAGAGGAUCGGGGAUCGCCACGGCGCGACGGCGGGUCAAGUCUCGCUCGCGUGGCUCCUCGCGCAGGGUCCCGACGUCAUCCCCAUCCCCGGCACCACAAAGAUUCCGUCUCUGAAGGAGAAUUUGGAUGCGGCGAAGCUGACGCUCACGCGAGAGGAGGUCCAAGAGGUGCGGGAUAUCGCUAAGGUAGCAAAUGCGGCAAACGGCCCACGCUAUCGCCCGGCGUUGGAGGCCGUCUUGUUUGCUGACACCCCACCGCUAUAA